Molecule: messenger RNA, 1997 nt
Organism: Hippocampus zosterae (dwarf seahorse)
Lineage: Eukaryota; Metazoa; Chordata; Actinopteri; Syngnathiformes; Syngnathidae
Product: pannexin-1-like
Exons: 8
Coding region: 181-1494 (437 amino acids)
Biological process (GO): monoatomic cation transport; positive regulation of interleukin-1 production
Molecular function (GO): channel activity
Source: RefSeq, a predicted model, not a curated record
UAGUAAAGAAUACCGGAAGUAGUUUCGUAGUGAAAGUUAUCUUUGUUUCAACUGUUGAAGGAGUUAGACUCUCACCUCUUCCACUGUAGCCAUUAUUUUAGUCCCUCUCGUUAUUUCCAAACUUAUUGUAAAUGCAGUCAUGUUAGAGUCGUGAACGACUUGCAAAGAACGAACGUGAUCAUGGCCAUCGCCCACGUGGCCACUGAGUACGUGUUUAGCGACUUCCUCCUGAAGGAUCCUAAUCAAGCUCGAUACCGCAGUGUGCGCACCGAACUGGCGGUGGACAAGAUGGUGACCUGCGUAGCCGUGGGCCUUCCUCUCCUCCUCAUCUCACUGGCCUUCGCGCAGGAAGUAUCCGUCGGAACUCAAAUUAGCUGCUUCGCUCCCAGCAACUUCUCAUUGAGACAGGCAGCAUACGUAGACUCGUUCUGCUGGGCGUCCGUGCACACGCACACGCUGCCUCUCUGGCUGCACAAGUUUUUCCCGUACAUUCUGCUGCUGGUGGCCAUGCUGACGUACAGUCCGGCUCUGUUCUGGAGGUUCUCGUCAGCGCCGUUACUGCAGUCGGACCUCGGCUUUAUAAUGGAGGAGCUGGACCGAUGCUACAACCGAGCUGUCACGCUCGCCAAGCGUAUGACCACCGAUGCUUUGCAUGGAUCCGACAGUUGCAGCGACCCAACGGAGGGCUGUUUCAACUACCCGCUGGUGGAGAAGUUCCUGAUGACGAAGCGUUGCUCCCGCGUCCUACUGGCUCGGUACCUGCUGUGCCGAGGUCUGACGUUGGCCACACUGCUGUGCGCCUGCCUCUACCUGGGCUACUACCUGCACUUAGCCCCACUCACCGACGACUUUGGCUGUACGCUGAGAGUGGGCCUGCUUGCCAAUGACUCGACUGUCCCGAAAAGGGUGCAGUGUAAGCUCAUCGCUGUAGGAGUCUUCACGUUGCUCAGCCUGGUCAACUUAAUCGUCUUCUCUACGCUGAUCCCUGUGGUGAUCUAUGCCAGUCUCCGCCCCCUCCUCUGUCACCGCUACGCCCACUUCCUGGAAACUUACCAAUUGCUGCCCACGGUGAGUGUCCUGCCCACGCCCAGCGGCCAAUGGGACGACCUCUCUCUCUAUCUGCUCUUCUUGGAGGAGAACAUCAGCGAGCUCAAAUCCUACAAGUACAUCAAGGUGCUGGAGUUGCUGAGGAAAAGAGGAGAAUGCUCGGGUGAGGACUUUGACGCCAUGGGUCUGCUGCAGACUCUGUAUCUUGUCAAGAUGGACACUGUGGAUGCAAAGAAAGCCGCCGAAGCGGCGGCAAAACCAGACCAGGUUGUCAUCCAUGAGGAAAAGUCGGACAAAAACAACAUCCAAAGCCACAACAGACAGGAGGAUGAAGACACGAUGGGAACUGAGAUGAAAGAGCUGACUCGGUUGUUGCCGGGCAACGGCGAUGUGACAGAGGGCAGAGCAAACAGCGAGGGCGGUGCUCUGCGGCUUCGAGCAAUGUGAUUGGCUGCUGACAUUUUUCAUUUGCAUAUCCAUCCAACUCAUUAGCAUGUUGUUUCUGUACUUGUGCGUGCCCCAUUAUGGGAUGGACCACGACCCCUUGGAUGAUGUGACCAUUUCAACCAUCCUUAAACUACAAUGACAUUAUCAGAAUGAGAUGUGAUGUCUUUAUUUGCACUGUUUUUGUGUUUUAUGAUUGUUUUGAACCAAAUAUUCUUAUGUAUGGAUUGUAAUGCUAUUGUGAUUCUGUAUACACUGAUAUAAUGGGAAAAAAAAUGACAAUGACGGUACAAAGCGUUAACACCAGAACGUUUCAUGUUUGCUUCAUGUUACUCUGUUGUUGUUUUAGUUGUUUUAUACUGGCAUCAUGAAUGUAAACAUGUAUUUAAUACCCUCAUACAGUGACUGGAAACGUUUUUUGAAGUGGUAACCUCUGCGGUUUGUGUUAACUGAAUAUUUAUUUUUCUUAUGUUGUCGUUUUGAAAAUAAAGCAGCUGUUGAAACUG